AUGUGUUUAUGAGCGUAUUUGUUUUUACCUUGAUUUGGCCAAAACGAACGCCCACGUCGCUACGUCACGCCCAUUUGACCUGUCAAUCACCACACGGAGCGUUCUGAUUGGAGGACAGUGAAUGGUUUAAUCUCAGGGUGCGUGUGGACGCGAGGUGUUUGAGCUCAGCUGAAAAGAGUGCAUAACACAAGCGUAAACUCGCAGAUCGGCUGUCAUGCGCUUCGGACUCUCCUUUUACGCGUUUCUCAGCAAAUACCUUUAAGGAUUAUUUUGAUUUCUUCCCAUAUUGUUUGGACACCUCUGUUUGUUUUCUUGGGCGGAUACUAUGUGUUAAUCUUACAGAUGUGUUUCCAGAAUACGCACAGAGAAGUGGGACAUGAUCACAUUGCCUACGGGGUCUGCUUUAUUUAGUGUGGUCAAUCUAGUGUGGGAGAAGAACCGAACCCAUAAUCCGUUGCUGCACUCACUGCCUCCCGCAGACCCGACGCGUCAGGCGAACCGUUUACCCGUGAAAGUGUUGAAAAUGCUCACUGCGCGGACAGGACACAUUCUGCACCCGGACUAUCUCCAACCUUUACCGUCCUCUCCAGUCAUUCCCAUCGAGCUGGAUGCCAAAAAGAGUCCGCUUGCUCUCCUUGCGCAAACAUGUUCCCAAAUCGGGAAGUCCGACACCCCGUCCGGAACGAAACUCUCCGCGCUCACAUCGGACAAGGACUCCAAAUCCAGCCCGCUCAAGAUCAGUGACAUCGGGGCCGAGGACAAAUCUUGUUUCAAGCCAUACUCCAAGUCAUCGGAGAGAAAAGAUUCGGGUGGAGAUAAAUCUGGUUUCCGUGUGCCGAGCGCCAUCUGUCGGCCGGUUACGCCACGGACGGCCAGCCCGAGCUCAUGCAGCUCUGGCUCUCCGCAAGCCGGACGCCCGGAAUCUAGAGAUAAAGGGUGGAAAAAGGAGAGCGAUGUGAAUAAAAGAGCUUCAUUGGAAAACUCUGGGUCUACUGACCCCAGUAGAUCCAAUUCUGAAAGCAAAAGCGAUACCAAUACGAACAAACCACAGGACGCUUCAAAACCCUCCAUAUCUGAUAGAACAACUGCGUCAUCUGCGCUCGGAUCAGGGCUUGUAGCACCGGUUUCGCCCUACAGAUCCGGGCACUCUGUAUUCCCCAUCUCGCCUGCCGGACUACCCUACCCUGGAGCCCUAACGGGUGCGUAUGCCAGCUACCAUCAACCAUUUUUGCCCCAUGGGGUGGCUCUAGACCCAAGCAAAUCCAGCAGUAGCAGCAGUCAGUUGAUUAAUGCUCAGCUGUCGGGCACUGCGGGCUCUCUCAGCAGUAAGGCGGGGUCGAGUCCCCUCGCCGGAGCCUCCCCGCCAUCCAUCAUGUCCACCAGCCUGUGCCGAGACCCGUUCUGCCUGAGCUACCACUGCGCCAGCCAUCUAUCAUCCAACAGCUCGCACGACACCGCAACAGCCACGGCCUUAAAGUCUGGAUACCCCCUCAUGUACCCCACCCACCCUUUUCACCCUCUAUCCGCCUGCGCGCCCUCAUUCCCGGGACACCCGGUACACCCGUUGUACCCAUACGGCUUCAUGCUUCCAAACGAAUCCCAGUCGCAUGUUUGUAACUGGGUGUCUGUGAACGGACCAUGCGACAAGCGCUUCUCUUCCUCGGAGGAACUUCUGAGCCAUUUGCGGACUCACACCGCGUUUAUGGGCGCGGAGAAACUCAUGUCAGGAUACCCGAACUCGUUAACGACAAUGGCCUGUCAUAUGCCCGGAGCCCCGCUCGCACUCAGGACGCCGCAUCACGCACUCGGGCUCGGCACACGGUAUCACCCGUAUUCCAAAAGCCCUUUACCGACAUCCGGUGCGCCCGUGCCGGUCCCCGCAGCCACGGGCCCGUUUUACUCGCCAUAUGCGCUAUAUGGACAUAGACUGACCACAGCACCCGGGCUCGGAUAUCAGUGAGAUUUUACCAUGUUUGUGUUUACCUCAGGACUUAUGAUUAGUGGGUCAUUAUUUAUUAAAGUAGCUUUAAAGACAGAAAAAUAAAAAGGCAAACAUAUUUCAACAAGACUCACAUGGCUUUAUUUAAACUGUCAUAGACAUUUUGUUUUUAUAAAAAUUAUAACCUUCAAAUGAAGCCACACUGUGUGAUACUUUACAGCCAACAUGUCCAAGUUUAUUUCUAAAUUCGAAGUUUACUUGAAAUCACACUCAUAUAUAUAUAUAUAUAUAUAUAUAUAUAUAUAU
Myxocyprinus asiaticus (Chinese sucker) is the source of this 2245-nucleotide messenger RNA. Its product is annotated as zinc finger protein 503-like. Gene Ontology annotation, cellular component: nucleus. Gene Ontology annotation, biological process: negative regulation of DNA-templated transcription. The transcript has 2 exons. The record is from RefSeq and is a predicted model, not a curated record. The coding region runs from base 377 to 1960 and encodes 527 amino acids. Lineage: Eukaryota; Metazoa; Chordata; Actinopteri; Cypriniformes; Catostomidae.